GUACCAUCAGACGAACACAACCCUAUCUCUGACGGAUAUCAUGAGAUUUGCUCUUUCGACCAUGUGCUUUACCAGCACUACAAUCACGAAUGUGCACUCAGACAAUCCAGUAAUAACCAUCAGUUCAUCUCGACCCCCUACUCAGUGGCUGUUUGGUGAUGGUACGAUGAAGUCGAUGCCGAAGAGGAUGGUCCCCUUUUACAUGAAGUCUUCCUCGCAAAGAAGACGAACGACAAGCAAAUGAUCAUUUCCUCCUAUCUGACACCUCUGUUUAUCACAUCUAUUAGCUCUCGGAUCGUUUUUUCUUUUCUAAAUGAAAAAUGAGUCCAUCGCAACGGCCUGACAUGGGGUUUUAAUUUUACAGCUGUCUUGCUAAGCAUUGGUAC
Molecule: messenger RNA, 386 nt
Organism: Cylicocyclus nassatus
Lineage: Eukaryota; Metazoa; Nematoda; Chromadorea; Rhabditida; Strongylidae
Source: the annotation of a GenBank genome assembly